GGGCAGCGGUGCGUCAGCUUAAUUUUUGUGACGUCAUGCAGCCUCCUUCUUACUAUAAGUACACAUACUAUGUCUCCAUCCAACUUGACCUUCGUGGAAUAAAUCCAAUAACACCCAAAGGACUGUAUCACCUUCCGCUUCUACAAUAACUGCAUCAAUCCCUAUAGGUGACCGGAGUCGGACUCUUCUUUCCCACCAGUCAUUGCGGCCUUGAAUCUCGGGCCCUCGACCCCUCGGGACACAAUGGCAAUGCAUGUCAUGAUGGCUCAUCGUUGUAUUAUAAUUUUCAUGAACAAGCUACGUGUUGUUUGUUCUGAAGAGAUUGGUGACAUUGUUGGAAAGUAUAAUACCUAGCCUAACAUUGAAUUAAACAUGCAGAAGCUUGGCAACUCAUUUCAAGGUCAAGUGACCAAGUAGCACCUGAUAUAAUGCUGAUGAGAAUAUUAUAUAAAGGAUAAAUAACAACCUAAGCUAAGUAAGAUCUUAGGUAACGAUGAGAGAGAGUAAAUUCCCACUUUUCAUCCACCACACACCGAAUAAAAGCGGAAGAAAUUUCGGCAACACUUUCGGCAUCUGUGAGAGGAAUGGGGAUAUCUGAAAAUUUCCAGUUCGACCUCCCAUCCCAUUUGCGGCUUUAGUUUUGACGAGACAACAUGGCACCUGUACUGGCUUACUGGGAUAUUCGUGGGCUUGCCCAGCCCAUCCGUCUCUUGCUGGAAUACACAGGGACGGAGUUUGAGGACAAGUAUUACAAAUGUGGUCCAGCUCCUGAUUACGACAAGUCUUGUUGGUUUGACAUCAAGGAAACACUUGGAUUUGAUUUUCCUAAUCUUCCCUAUUACAUUGAUGGGGACAUCAAGGUAACACAGAGCAAUGCCAUUAUGCGCUACAUUGCUCGCAAACACGACCUCUGUGGUAAGACUGAGGAGGAAAAAGUCCGUGUUGACAUCCUGGAGAACCAAGCCAUGGACUUCCGCAAUGGUUUUGUUCGCUUGUGCUAUGUGACAUAUGACACAGGGAAGGAUGCCUAUCUGCAGGCCCUGUCAAAGACCAUCGAAAGGUUCUCAAAGUUUUUAGGGACACACACUUGGUUUGCUGGUGAUGAGAUCACCUUUGUGGACUUUAUCAUGUAUGAAUUACUAGACCAACACCUGCAGUUAGACAAGGACUGUCUCAAGGAUGCUCAGAACCUGCAAGAUUACCAGAAGCGCUUUGAGGAGCUGGAGCCCAUCAAGAAGUACAUGGCCUCCACCAGGUUCAUGAAGGCUCCCCUGAACAACAAGAUGGCAAAGUUUGGUAACAAGUAGAGAAGAGAUAUCAUGUAGAAAAGAAAAGCUACGCUCAGCUAGCCCUCCUAAAAAUAAAAAAAAAUAAAUAAAAAACUAAACAGCAGUUAUUUUAAUUUUAUAUGAAUUCCUCAUUUUUCUUCAAAUAGGAUAAAAUGAUUAUUUGGCAUCUAACAGAAUAAGACUUAAAGUUGGAUAAUAUUAGAUAUUUACCAUGUAAUAGGAUGAAAUUAAUUAUAUGGCAUCUAAUAGGAUAAGUAGAAUUCUUGUCAUCCAAUCUGUUAACAUUGAUUAGCUAUUUGAAAUAUAUUUGACAUAUAUGAAAACACAAAAUGUAGCACUAAUAAUACAUUGUGCCUAUACUCUUGGGGAAAUGCACCACUCUGCAUGAUGGUGGGGGUUCCUCAAAUUUUACACUGACAGCUUCAUAAGUACAAACAAUAAGGCAUUCAGGCCUUUAUCCCCUCACUUGAGUACAGCUUCAGAGUUCAGUUCUUAGCACCUUCAGUUUUUUAUUCUCUGAGAUUAUGAUAAAUUGUUUUGUAAGAAAUUUACAAAAAUUUUGAAUAUUUUCUGAGAAACUGAUCUGAUAAUGUUUUGAGCACAUAUAUCAUGUUACUGGUAACCGGAUGCUGCAGAAGUAAUUAUGAAUAAUGAUUUUGUCAGUUAUAUUAAUUAAAUUAUUUUGGCUGUCUGGUAAAUAUGAUGCAUAAAAGAAUGAGAAUUUUGGAUUUUUUUUAUUUAGAUAUUGGUCAGUUUGAGAACAUUUCCUAGUAGAAUAGGCAUUUUUUAGUGUUAGUCUUUGUAGGAGAGAACCAUUUAUAAUGACAAGAUGUAAAAUGUUUAAUGAAAACUGAAUAGUAUGAAAUAUGAUCAAAUGAAUGUUAAUAUUUUUAUGUGUGUGAAAUUUAUGUUGAAAUAUUUAUUAAAGUAAAAUUAUCUCCAAUAGAUUGACAUGGAGUGUGUAAGAUACAUGAAAAUGAAUUAUGGUUAUAAUUAUAUAGAAAGAUGUAAUGUUUAUGAUUGAAUUAAUGUGUCUACUGUAUGUAUGCAUGAAUGCUGGUAUGUUAAUGAUACUUCAGGAAGUGAACAACAAUGAUAAUCAUAGUAUGUGAUAAUAUUUUGCUCAAGUUUCAUACUACUCUCACUAAGACAUUUAAUAAGUCUCUAUCUCAUGCAUUUUGAUUGUCAUCUAAGUUUAGCAGAAUAAAGAAAUGUGAUUGACAA
Molecule: messenger RNA, 2513 nt
Organism: Portunus trituberculatus (swimming crab)
Lineage: Eukaryota; Metazoa; Arthropoda; Malacostraca; Decapoda; Portunidae
Product: glutathione S-transferase Mu 3-like
Exons: 5
Coding region: 654-1307 (217 amino acids)
Biological process (GO): dUMP biosynthetic process; dTMP biosynthetic process; glutathione metabolic process
Cellular component (GO): cytoplasm
Molecular function (GO): zinc ion binding; dCMP deaminase activity; glutathione transferase activity
Source: RefSeq, a predicted model, not a curated record